Molecule: messenger RNA, 5297 nt
Organism: Solea solea (common sole)
Lineage: Eukaryota; Metazoa; Chordata; Actinopteri; Pleuronectiformes; Soleidae
Product: S-adenosylhomocysteine hydrolase-like protein 1
Exons: 18
Coding region: 251-1906 (551 amino acids)
Biological process (GO): L-methionine cycle
Cellular component (GO): cytosol
Source: RefSeq, a predicted model, not a curated record
ACAAACUUACUCAGCCAGGUGACAGCUGAGCUGACAGCAGGGAAGUACCUCGGCUUCACUCGAGUCUACGCAGCAUAACAAACGAUAUCGCGGCAACGAUUAACGCCGAAUCGAAGAGCGCUCACAUCCGGACGCUUCACCGCGGAGAGCGAGUUCCCUGCUUGUCUUACGAGAGGUAAUUUGACAGCCGCUCUUCUUCCUGUCGCUGUUGCUGUGCGAGGAGGAGCCAGCUAGCCGCGGUAACGUCAGCAUGUCAGAGGCGGCCACAGCGGAGGCGAAGCUGGAGGUGAAGCAGGCGAGCAAGGAGGUGAAGGAGAGCGAAAACGUAGCGGAAAAAUAUUCAGCCAUGACCGUGAGCAAGAACAGCGAAAUGAACAUGGGAGAGCUGUCGUCCGUGUUCAGCGCCGUGGCCACUCACAAACCAGUGAAGAAGCAAAUCACGUUUGUGGAGGACAAGCAGGAGUUCAGCCGGUUCCCCACCAAGGCCGGCCGCCGCUCCCUGUCCCGCUCCAUCUCUCAGUCGUCCACAGACAGCUACAGCUCCGCGGCAUCAUAUACAGAUAGCUCCGACGACGAGACCUCGCCUCGGGACAAAACCCAGGUCAACUCCAAGGGCAGCAGCGACUUCUGUGUCAAGAACAUCAAACAGGCUGAAUUUGGCAGACGUGAGAUUGAGAUCGCAGAACAAGAUAUGACCGCGCUGAUCUCUCUCAGGAAGAGAGCGCAGAGUGAAAAACCAUUAGCAGGUGCCAAAAUUGUGGGCUGCACUCACAUCACGGCCCAGACUGCAGUGCUGAUCGAGACCUUGGCGGCUCUUGGGGCUCAGUGCCGCUGGACUGCCUGUAACAUAUACUCCACGCAGAAUGAAGUGGCGGCUGCCCUGUCAGAGACAGGUGUGGCUGUGUUCGCCUGGAAGGGCGAGUCUGAGGACGACUUCUGGUGGUGUAUCGACCGCUGCGUCAACACCGAGGGUUGGCAGCCAAACAUGAUUCUUGAUGAUGGAGGAGACUUGACACACUGGAUGUACAAGAAAUACCCCAAUGUAUUCAAGAAGAUCAGGGGCAUUGUAGAGGAGAGCGUCACUGGGGUUCACAGGUUGUAUCAGCUGUCUAAGGCUGGAAAACUGUGUGUGCCGGCGAUGAAUGUGAACGACUCCGUGACAAAGCAGAAGUUUGACAACCUGUACUGCUGCAGAGAGUCCAUCCUGGACGGCUUGAAGAGAACCACAGAUGUCAUGUUUGGAGGCAAACAGGUGAUCGUGUGUGGUUAUGGCGAGGUUGGAAAAGGAUGUUGUGCUGCUCUGAAAGCUCUGGGAUCCAUUGUCUACGUGACAGAGAUCGAUCCCAUCUGUGCCCUGCAGGCCUGCAUGGAUGGAUUCCGGGUAGUGAAGCUGAACGAGGUCAUUCGCCAGGUCGACAUCAUCAUCACAUGCACUGGGAACAAGAAUGUGGUGACCAGAGACCAGCUGGACCGGAUGAAAAAUGGCGCCAUUGUUUGCAACAUGGGACACUCUAAUACUGAGAUUGAUGUGGCAAGUCUUCGAACCCCUGAGCUGACCUGGGAGAGAGUGCGCUCUCAGGUGGACCAUGUCAUCUGGCCGGAUGGGAAGAGAGUUAUACUUCUCGCUGAGGGGCGUCUCCUGAACCUCAGCUGCUCCACUGUCCCUACCUUUGUCCUGUCCAUCACAGCCACCACUCAGGCCCUGGCCCUUAUAGAGCUGUACAAUGCUCCAGAGGGACGAUACAAAAAGGAUGUUUACUUGCUUCCCAAGAAGAUGGAUGAAUAUGUUGCCAGUCUCCAUCUGACUACGUUUGACGCCCACCUGACAGAGCUGUCUGAUGAGCAGGCAAAAUACCUCGGCCUCAACAAGAACGGACCUUUUAAACCCAACUACUACAGGUAUUAAUUAGUCUGCAAGGGAAUCGCCAGUACACCUGAAUGUGGACAGUACCUGACAUUGCCUGUCAAAGACAAACAAAAGAUGUAUGUUUAUUGUAUUUUAUACUCUUCACAUGCACAGCUCACUGUAUAUUUCGUAGUAUUUCACUGGUCACGGCAAACACAACUUCAUUCGCUGCUUCCUGCAGAGGGAGGCGCCCACCUGGCAGUUAAAAGUCAGCAUAACUGCAGCACUCGCAUGCAGUUUGUUUUUCUCAUGCAUCCGUUUCCAUUCUUGCCAUCCUGAUUGAGACUUCAGAUACAUACUGAACACUGUAUCGACAUAUUGUGCCAAAUGACUGUGACGGAGGAACAUUAGAGUUGUUGAGAAAGUUAAAUAGUUAGUCGUAAGUGAGAUUUUUGUAUCAGAUUCCUUCAUGAAAUGCUUAAGGGUGACUUAUAAUGGAAAAAUCUACUGAAGCUGUUAGCCACAUUUAGCUUGCUGUAUAAAACCCACUAACAAGUCAGUGUUAACUGCUUGCUCGUAAAAGAAAAGACAAAUAUUGAGCAACUGAGUGGACCAAGGCUACAUCCACACUCCUUUGUUUUCGUUUUAAAAAUGUGAAACUCUGCCCCAGAUACACUCGCCGUCCACAUUACCCAGGUGUCCCAGUAUUAGCUGUGAAUGCAGAACUAUUAACACUUAGUUUUCAGACGUCCCUGCUCUGCCUCCUGUUCCUCCAGACAAACAUGCCCACUGUAUCUGAAUAUGACAUGAUACGUGUUUUUAAAGCCGUGGUAGUAUGGAGGCACAUUACUUCUGAUAUGGAGCUGAAAUGCUCAACAACGCAGAUACAUUUUUAUCUGAAAAUGUCUGUUUUCAAAUGAAAAUGUAGUCGUAUGAAUGUAGCCCAAGUCAGAACUAAAUAAAUUAUAAGAAUUAGGAGCAGUGGGCAGCAAUGGGGGUUUUGGUACCUUGCUCAGGGGUACCCCAGCCCUUUUUUUUUUAUCUGGUAGGGACUCAAACCGGCAACCGUCCAGUUACAAGCCUGUGGAUAUUGGGCUGCAGCAGUUGGAGAAAGAAGUUUUCACAAUUAAUCGUCAGUAUUUCUGCUGCGUGUUUAAAGUAGGCCACUGUUUGCUUACAAAUGAGCCAUAACUGGAUUUUAAUGGUCUGUGAGUGUUUGUUUUUUUUAAAUCCCCUAAGUCCUCUUUCCAUUUGAUGUGGCGGCACUUAUUCACCUGAUACAUUCCAUCUACACAAUGCAUAAGAAUUGUCCAGACCUCUUUAGAAACCAUCAACAUUAUUGCUUAGCUGAUAAAAUAGUCUUCAGCACUUGUGACUAUGGCAAACAUAAAAAAAAAGACUUUUAAUCCUUUAUUUUCUUGGAGAGAUUUGUCAAUUUUUUUGAGGUUUUGGUAUCUGGUAAAAUAAAAAUAUAAUAAUCUGCACCUCAGGGCAUUCAACUAUCUCAAAUGACCUGUAAAUAUAUUUGUAUCACCUCUGCAUGGGCUAACCUUCAAAUCCAUGUCCACCCCCACUGUCAUUCUCAUCAACAUAUUAAAGGUUUGAAAUAAUUAUAGAUAUUUUGAUACUCUAUGAUAUAUGCCAUAUACAUAUUACGCGUCUAGAGUAAGUUGAUUAUUACAGCUUUGGAUUUUCUUUGUGACGUAUGUUGAGCCGUGUUGAUUACAGUUAGUUUGUACUGUAAAGGAAAUCUGAGGAGCCAGGCUAAUCAAACGACUUUAAAGGUAGGGUUGGACAUCCUGGGAAAAACUCAUGCAUUAUGAUCCAAUUCAUUUGUUCGGGCCAUUCAAUAUGAUUGGAUGGUGUUUUUACAGACAUUUUCCAUGGGUUGUAAAGAGGAUUUUAAGCAAUACAGUAAAAUAUGCUCUGGAAAAUGAUCUCCCACCCGACCUUUAACAGUCAAUGAAUUGUUUGAUUGUCACAGAACUCUGAUCUUGUGUUGACUCGAGGGUGUUUGUAUAUUCAAGGUUUUAUCAACGGAAAUAACAGUAAACCUAAAGUCCUCAGAGGCUCUGGGCAAAGACAGGGAUAAUAUUUGUUUGUCAACACAUUUGCUGGAUAGAUGUAUUAAAUUAACCGCUGUUAUGUUGCUCUGUCGCACCGUUAUUAUCGCUACUCUAGUGCUAGUGUUACCUAAUUUUGCUCCCUAGAAAUUCACCUUGUUUCAAAGCUUGAGCAGUGUUUACUGUUAGUUUGUUAUGAGCACAAAAUUCAGUAUACUACGCUUUGUUCAUGUGUGAUGAUUUCUUUCUUUCUUUCUUAAAUCAGUGUACACAUUGGGAAAUGUACUUGAGUGAUUCACUUUUAAACUCCAGACAGUAUGCUGUAGUGUGCAGGCACUAGUGAUCUCUCUGAAUGUUAAGCUCUUCAACACAGACCAACACAACACGACUGUCGGCUCAUCUUAACGUCAAAGAGUUGAACAUUUUUCUGUCCCUGACGAGCAUCCGGCACCUUGUGGUGUCACUUUACAAUCAGUAUCUUUUCCCCAUCGCCAUUCAAAACUUUCUUGUACUUAAUUAUAACUCCACCCACCACCACCUCUCAUCUUUGCACUAACAGCUUUAAGGGCAUUAGAGCCAAGGACUUUUCAGUGAGGACAUCAUUGUCGGCGAGAUGAGUGCCGUAACCAUGGUUACUGGCCACUCGACAGUGCCUUGUGACUCACUUAGUAAUUUCUAUUCACACGAACAACUGUGUGUACUUCCCUUAAAAGUGUGAAGAUGCCUCACGUGGUUGUUAUUCUGCAAUAUACUGUACAUGAAUAGCUAUGCAGCUAAAUAUUCUCAGUUCACUGUGUUUGGAGAGUUAUUUAAAUUGGUAGUUUUAAUAGAUUACAUUUUUACAAUGUGGCGCUCUUAUGGGUUUUUAAUCACACAUUUGUUUGUUUUGUUUUAUGAACUACUACAGUGUCCUUUAAGUGCGAGUGUGAUGUCUUUGAAAUGUCAUCAAAGACAUCAUCAUAAGGCUCCGUCUGACUAACACUUAUAGGUAGAUCUCUUUCUUUACUGUCCUUACUUCUCUGUCCUUUGACCUUUUAAUCACUGACAUUUUUGAGAGUAUAAAUAGAAGUAGGAGUAAUUUCAAAAUGAAAACAGGUUCCUCCAUGUGUAGUUAUACUGUAUACUGUAUACUGUAUACACAAAUACUGUAUCGUCUCUGGAACCGAGAAACGUAAAUCAGGACGUCUCUGAUCUGACUGGCACUGUAGCUGGUUUCAGGUUUUUGACGUAGAUUAUGGUUUUGUGUAUGUUUUAUGAGCUGUACGCCUGUGUUUCAUUCAUUCAUACAUUGUAACUGUAGUUAAGUUGGAACACACUCGCUGUUGUGGUACACACUGUUGCAUUUCUUUGACUGUUCCCUUUAAUAAACUGCUUUUAAUUUGAUUAAA